Aureobasidium namibiae CBS 147.97 is the source of this 1524-nucleotide messenger RNA. RefSeq lists its product as uncharacterized. The record is from RefSeq and is a predicted model, not a curated record. The transcript is spliced from 2 exons. Bases 1 to 1524 code for a protein of 507 amino acids. Lineage: Eukaryota; Fungi; Ascomycota; Dothideomycetes; Dothideales; Saccotheciaceae.
AUGCCCGCACCGCUAGCCAAGGGAAUCUUGAUUUCCCUCUCCAUACUCGCUGCCGUUGGAAUAGCAGUAUACGAGAACCCUCAAGUCAAGGAAUGGGUAGAAGAACAGCGACGCAAGAUUAUCGAGUUUCUCGGCACCUUUGGAGACCAACUCGACCCGCAAUCACGACGACAGGCAGAAGCAUUCGCAUACGAAGGGCGUUUGCCCACUCCAAGUCGUGACGAAGCUGCUGGAAUGGCAAAUGCUGUUGCAAGAGCUACUGGAAGAGAGACGACGGACGACUCGAUCACCAGACGCAACACGACAAGCCAGACACCUCAAAGUCCCGAUGAGGCCGAGGAGAGAAGGCGGUUGGGCAGAGAGUAUCUGGCCAAGAGGAACCAAGAGAUGCUGGACUUGAGGGAGAAGCAGAAGAUGAGGAGGAGCACGUCGGAACUGUCUGAGAAGACACCCCCUUCACCGACCUUCGACCAAAUGGUGAAUGUCGACGGCUCUUUGAAAUCAGACAAGAAGGACACACUAGAAGAAAGCGGAUACUUUAACGAGAAGACGCUUGAGCUUCCGUCAGUACCGACGGACGAGCCCAAGUCCCUUGCAAGCACUCGUAUCCAAGAACCUCCCCUCUUGGUCGCAGCCUUCAACAACGGAUCUCGCUACGCGAGUCCCUUCGGCGACGAGUUUGAACUAUCAGGUACACUCGACUCUCGCUCACCAACGCCAAAGCCUCCGGUUCCACCCAAGAUUGCCAUCGACGACACAAACACGAUCUGCGGACUAUCCAUCACUCCAAAAGAGUCCUCGGCCAGACAGAUCCCUAUCUCGGGUCAUGACGACUCAAUACCUGCCAAUCUCAGCUACGAAGAACAGCUCGUUCGUGCCAUGUCAAUCAGUCUGGCCGAAAGCGAAGAAGCCGCCCGUCGCACCCGUCUCUUGGAGCAAGAACAGCGCGACAAAGACUUUGCCGCCGCCGUCGCCGCCAGUCUAGCCGAUGUGGAGACAACGAGGCAAAAGGAGCAGCAGCAGCAGCAGCAGCAGCAUAGCGAACAACUCAUCAACUUGACACCCGACCCUCCCGUCUCUGUUCCUGUCACCUCCGAACUGAGCGACGAUGAGCUCUACACCGUAUCGCCUCGCCCCCAACCCCGUCGUGUCAUUCCAGUUGCGCUUGGAUCCAUGGUCAUGCCCGCAGCCUACGAUCCCGUCCAUGAAGCCGCCGCCGCCACCCUGCACCCACAAACACCACUUCCGCUCCACACGCCCACAACCGCUACAUUCUCAUCUCCAGAGUUCGAACGCGACGCCAUCUCUCUUUCCUCUGCUUCUUCUUCCACCACAACCGAUGACUUUGCUUCUGCACCAGCUAGUGUGGCAGCUAGCGAAAUGAGUCUGAUUGACUUUGGAGAAGUGGAGAGUGUGGACAGUGGUGAUGAGAGCGAACCCGAUGGUGUUUUGACGCCGGGCAGUUGGACGGAUGUGGGUAGUGAUGUUGGCAGUGAGGAUCAGGAGCACCACCGACUUGGUUAG